Girardinichthys multiradiatus is the source of this 4067-nucleotide messenger RNA. RefSeq names its product PPARGC1 and ESRR induced regulator, muscle 1 (gene perm1b). Lineage: Eukaryota; Metazoa; Chordata; Actinopteri; Cyprinodontiformes; Goodeidae. The record is from RefSeq and is a predicted model, not a curated record. The coding region runs from base 101 to 2818 and encodes 905 amino acids. Gene Ontology annotation, biological process: regulation of DNA-templated transcription; response to muscle activity. Gene Ontology annotation, cellular component: nucleus; cytoplasm. The transcript has 4 exons.
CAUACACAAGGACAGAUGGACAUCAUAGUUGAAUUGUCCUGCAGGAAAACAUUGGAAGGACGUUCAGACUUCUGCAGCAGAGUAAUGUGAGGCAUCAAGUAUGGAUGAUUUGGAUCACAGUAUUCACAUUGCAGAGUAUGACUGGAGCACCUUCUACGAUGACAGCGAGAAAUGUAAUCUGCUGCAGGCUUCCCUCGCCUACCCUGAUGACUUCAGUCUCAGUGACUCAGAGGAUUCAGGAAACUUCAACACAGGCCAGCAGGAGAAAAAAAUGAGUGCAGCUAGCAAUACGGGCGAGAAGAGCUGCACAGUUGGCACACAGCUACCAGAGCAGUUUGUUCAAAGUGCUGCAAUGUGCAUGAAACAGGUGGAAAUAAGUGUCAGCUGUCCAGAAAGAAAUGCAAUCUCCACAGAGUCUGCACACAAAGAGAUUACACAAGAAAUUUUGGUUGAAAUGAGUGCCAGCAGCCCAAACACACAGCAAAUGGAUCCACUCAGCAAUUACAAUUCAGGAGGGAAAGAAAUGCUGUCAAAAGAUGGAGCUGCACAAAUGAAGAUUGACUUCAAAUCCACCAAGAAACCUGACCUACUUUCCUGUAAACAAGCAGCGCCGAGUGUGAGCCAGCCAGACCCCACAAGGACAGCCGAGAAGGAGCGCUGGUUCGUGACGGUGAAUGACAAUCAGGCACGACGACCAGGGCGUUCUACCUCUGUGAAAAAAAAACUCAAACAAAAAAAACCUGCUGAGGGAGAAAAUGUUGAAAAUGCAGAUAUCAAACAAGAGCAUGAGGAAUCAAAGGAUACAAACUCAAACAAAAAUAAGGAAUCUGGAGAUUUAACAGAAAAACUGAUUGUCUCUCAGGCAGUUGCAGUGAUGAACAGUGACAAAUGUGAGCCAGGCAGCUCAACAGACACCUCCUAUGACAGCUUUUCACCCUCACCGACAGUGUUGGAGUGUUUGCUGUGUUCUGAGCUUCAAGAUGGUGCUGAAUUCUCCUCCACUGGCAGCUGGGAUUCUGAGAGCUAUUUAUCAGCUGCUGAAUCAGUGGAGGAAGCUCAGCUUCCUCUUCAAGACCGUCUCACUAAACACCCUCCUCUGCAAUGUGCAUUAUCCUCAACAUGUGACAGCCGAGACUUCAGCUUCGCUCUCUCCUGUGAUGCAACAGCAGCAAACUUUGAAGGUUAUAACACUCCUGAGCCCAUUUUCACUCCUCUAUCUGCAAAAAUGCUGCAUGAAAACUUCACAUCUGGAAAUGAAAAAUGUUCUGAUACCCACCCACCACCUUUACCACCUGGUAGCUCUCAGAAAGAUCAGCUCAGUCCUCUACCUGCUCCUGAUUUAACUCUGACACUUUGCUUUGCAGCAGACAGCCCAGAAACAUUCGCCAAAGCUGCAGGCCAGGGUCAAGUGUAUGCAAUCUCUGCGUUCUGGGACGAAGUGGAAAAACUGACCAUAAAUGAUAUUUUGCAGGUCAGGAUGGGCAGAAGCUCUAGAUUAAUAGAAGAAACAGUAAUGCCUAACGCAUGCGGACAUCCUACAAAUCCCAGCCACCUGGUUGAUACUAUUGAUAACACACUAAUGGACACAUCUGACACUGCAGACUCAGACUACUUCACACAGCCCGAUGAAUCCAAGCCUGAUCAAUCAGUCGGGGAGUUUUCAACCUCGAAUUUUGAGGAAGAGACCUGGCAGCUUGUUCAUGCAAGUAGAAACUCCAGCCCUGAUAUUCAGAACAAAAACCAACAAAGCAACUCUUCUUUUUUGUUAGAUGAGGACAGCUCCACAGACUCUGCAGGACGGGAAACUCCCAUCGUUCUAGACCAAAGUUUUGACUGUGAGGACCUCCAAAGAUUGAUCUCAUGUAUGCAAAAAAUGACAAAAAGCAGAAGUAUGUACAACGUACAGUCUCUCAACACAGAGGACUUACCUUCACUACCUGUCCUUAGUGUUGAUAAGACUGAUUUGCCUCUUCGCAGACAUCAACCUCUGGAGGCUGUUUUAUCCCACACAGACUUUCAGGAUUACAGAAUAUCCUUCCCCGAGAUCUUUGAAUACUUUUUCACAGAAUACGACAACAACACACAAUCACAGUUUCUCACUGUUCAUGAUGCCAAGGAGAUUGUUGUGUCUCCUGUCUUUAACUCCCCUCUCUAUACAUUCAGAGAAGAUCCAUCAUCCCUUCCUCUCCAGUGUAGGACAGAGAAACCAAUCCCAAUCUUCUCUUGCUCUCGUCCUACCGUCCGAGACCUCACAUUCCCAAAUGCAAAUGUUUUCCUGAGCGCAGACCAUGAGGAAGUGGACAAAGUCUCUCCAAUGAGACUUGUGUCUCAUUUAUUUAUUCAGGCCAGUCCACACAGAUCCUCGGGGGCAGAAGGUGUGGGUAGAUCCCACUGCUGGAAAUGUUUUCUGUCUUUGAGGAAAAUUCGCUUCCCAGACAAAGGUAGCAUCUGCUGCAGUGAGUCAGGCACCUGGAUUUUUCCUGUUGAGACUAAAGAGAUCCGGACCGGGAGACAGAAUCAAGCAUUAACAUUGCUCAGUGACGGAAGAGUUUGUCUGGAUUUCAGAGAGCUGGAAGAGCAACAGACAAUUUUGGAAACUACUUGGAUAACAAAGCGAGAGGGCAUCUUCUCCAGAGUGAAGCAGUCAGAUAUGUGUUUAGUCUGUAUUGCUUUUGCCUCUUGGGUACUGAGUUCCUCCAAUCCAGAUCCAGCAGAUGCCUGGAAAACAGCUCUUCUAGCAAAUGUGAGUGCUCUGUCAGCUAUCCAGUACCUGCGGCAGUACAUGAAGAGUAAGAACCCUCCCAUAGAUGACCUCUGACUUCUCACUUGGGUCCACACCAAUAAAAAAAACAGAAAACAUUCACAUUCAACUAAACAUCUGCAGUUAGCUCAAGGUUUCUGAAGUAGAAUAAAAAGCUGCUGUGCUGCACUGGUAAGUUUUCUUGUUACUCGGUAGAGUCUACGAACCAACUUCAGACACCUGCUGUGAACGGUGGACUACAUUCCUCAAUUGCUCUGCAGUUUUUGGUUUUGCCUCAAAACUGUAUGUUUGAUGUCACCCAACAAGUUUUCUGCUGGAAUAAGGUGAGCAGCCAGUAGAUAUGGUGCUGGCUGCCCCAUAACAUUAAUCCUGUGGGUCUGGAAACAAGUUGCUGCUCUCUUGCUGAUGUAUUUGGGAUCAUGGUCUUGUUGAAACAUUUGUUUCAAGAGAUUUUCCUCUUUGGCAUAAAGCAACAUGACCUCUUCAAAUCUUCUGAUGGAUUCAAACUCAUCCAUUAUCCUUUAUGUAUGCAACAAAUAGGCCCAACACAAUGAGAAAUAUCCCCAUACCAUGAUGCCUGAGCCACGAUGCUACCAGAGUUUGGGGGUCAUCUGACAAGCUUUCUGCAACCCUUAGAGCCUGAAAGAUCAAUCCUACCUUUAUCAAUCCAUAAAAUGCUGAUCCAUUUCUCUUUAGACCAAUCAGUGUGUUCUUGUAACAAAAUGACCUUGUUAGGGGUUCUUGCUGAUAGCAUAGCUACAUAUAGGCAGCAUCUUCUGCUUUUGGUUUCCAUUUGAAAGCACUUAAGAUCAUUUUAGCUGAGUAGUCAAAUCAUUUCUGCCCUUCUUUAUUUAUUUUCCCCUCUCCAGUCACCUUUUUAACCAAAGUAUGCUGUUCUUCUGAACAAUGUCCAGACUGAGCCAUUUUGUUCAGAUGUUCAGAGAAGAAUAAAACAGCUUGUUCAACAUUUGUUGCCUUCGUCCUUAAGUAAAGCCCACCUGUUUGUCCACACAAUGAACAUGGCACUUUCACUCAAUGAUUCAGUUACAUAAAAUCAGCAGCUUGUAUGUCAAGACUGUUGGGUCUGUUGGUUUUCUAUGACUCUACCAUACUAGUAAAUUAUUUGUCAUGUAGACACAUAAUUUCUACCAAAAAUAGUGAUGUUGGACAGCUAUUUUUAUUAACAGAACUAUAUGUCUAUUAGGGGUGUAACAGUACACAAGCAUCACAGUCCGGUACGUUUUUGGUUUGCUUCAAUCAAGAGAAACAAAUAAAAAGUGGACACUACAGGAGGACUAGAAAUAGG